Molecule: messenger RNA, 1832 nt
Organism: Zerene cesonia (dogface butterfly)
Lineage: Eukaryota; Metazoa; Arthropoda; Insecta; Lepidoptera; Pieridae
Product: coiled-coil domain-containing protein 63-like
Exons: 10
Coding region: 1-1473 (490 amino acids)
Source: RefSeq, a predicted model, not a curated record
AUGUCUGGACCGAGCGAUGAUAUGGAAAUGGAAAAAAUGGCGGAGGAUGAGUUAUCUAAACUGCAAAGACAGUUUAGAGUAAUGGAGGUCGAUCGUGCUAAUGUCAUGAGCAGUGUGAAGCCCACCCUUAGAGUGCAAAGGAACAUUAUACAAUCGCUGACCGCCGAUCUCGAUAAAAUAAUGAUACAACUUAAGUUGACAAAAAGCACAUCGAACGUUCUGGAAAACGCGAAAACGCGGGAAAAGCUGCUGUCACUUUUAAAGGAUUACGAGACGCAUUCUGCGGAAGUAAAGGAAUAUCGGGCGAACAUCAAUGAAUUGGACUUCCUUUUAAAGCAAGUGCAGAAGGAAAUUAAAAAGCUGAGGUCGAAAGGAUCAGAGAAGGCGUAUGAACCGACAGACAAUCAAACGAUAGUGAGUCAACUCGAGAACCGGCUCAACACAGCUAUGAUGAAGUUUAACUCGGUCAACAGCGAAAACUAUAACAUGCGCCUGCACAUUGACCGGCUUCUGUGCGAUCGUCAGUUUUUCAACACAAUCUGGAAGGGCCAGGUGCGCCGCCUGAUGGAAGGCAAAGCGUUGGCCCUCGAGCUGGUGGAAGGCACCAUCUCCACGUACGAGCAGCGCGAGGAGUGGUGCGCCAAGCUGGAAGCGCUGAAGGAAAAAGCGGCUGUGGACUAUCGGAGGCACUGCUUGGAGGUGCGCGAGCUGCACCGGCAGCUGGAGCACAGCGCGAAGCUGGAGCGGUUCCUGCGCAGCAAGGGCGCGGCGCGGCGCCCCGCCGGCGGGCGCCGCGCCGCCGCGCGCCGCGCGCGCCGCCACCAGCUGCGCCUCGCCGCCUACUGCGCGCACCUCACCCUGCUGGACGCCUUGAAGGAGUACAUGCAGGAAGACGACGUGGAUAAACUGAUGAUAGAGUUUACGCGACGUGAGGAGGAGAAUUACGCGUUAUUCAACUACAUAAACGAAGUUAAUACCGAACUCAAGAACCUGAGCGACGCUGUCAAAUCGCUAAGAGCUAAUAUUGAGGAGGAGCACACGAAACAGCAAGCGAAGUUGCACAAGCAGCAAGAGAGCAGCGCGGCGCUCCGCAGCGCGCUGGCGGCGCGGCGCGGCGCGCGGCGCCAGCGCGCCGCCGCGUGCGCCAGCACUCGCCUCGUGCUCGACUCGCUGCUGCAGCAAGUGCACUCGCUUGCCAGUUCAUCAGAAUGCGAGUCGCUGCCGCUGCUCAAGCUGUUGGGCCAUAACCUGGACAUCAAUGUUACCAACGCGAGACUGUUCAUCAAGAGUCUGGAGAAGAAGAUCACCGAAAUCGUGGAGGUGAUCAAGUUUGAAGAGAAGUUCCAGGAGAGCAGUGCUCGGGCCCCAGCUGGGGGCAAGCGGACCCGUGGGCCCCGCACGCCGAGGCCCCUACACACUGGGCACACACCUCGACGCGCACACCCCGCACAAAUUCGUCUCGCACCCGCAUAAAAACUCACCGAAAUCGUCUCACACCUCGUACAAACUUAUAUCCCACCCGCGUAAUGCCCCGCGCACAAACUUGUCACACACCUAAGUCAAACAUUAACACAAACUCGUCGCACACCCGCGUAGUGCAACCCGCACAAACUCGAUUCACACCUGCGGAAAACUCGUCCCACACCUAGUUAAUACACUCCGCACUCUCCAAACACUAGACACCCUACAAGCUGUCUGUCUAUUAUUGUGUAUUCCUAGUUUAUUAACGCAUCUUUUUCUAAAUAAAAGAUUUAUUGAUAUUAUUUGAUUAUUAAUUACUUUCGCACCCAAUUUUGAACGACCCUAAUUUGGUUUGACAUGAAAUAAAUGGA